This is a messenger RNA of Penicillium olsonii, 1689 nucleotides long. The record is from the annotation of a GenBank genome assembly. NCBI's taxonomy places the organism in Eukaryota, Fungi, Ascomycota, Eurotiomycetes, Eurotiales, Aspergillaceae.
AUGAAGCGCCAAACCCACACCGCACUACUAGGCCAAUCGAAGAGCGCAAUACCAGACGGACUAGAGAAAUGGGGAAUAGAACGCUUUAUGUUCGCCACCGGUUCAGACACGCUACACCCAUUGAAAUGCACAACCGAGACUUUUUUCUCGAAAGAAGCUGGUCACCGAUUCAUCGACGCUUACUUUUCCAUCAUUCACCCCCAUAUGCCAUUUCUGCAUCGAAAUUCUAUCGAGAAGCACUGGGAGAGCUUCUGGGAUGCACCCGACCCGAAUCGUGAGAUCAAAUGGAAAGGUGUUGUAUACAUGGUCAUAUCACUGGGAGCGCGGACUAUCUCCCGCAUAGAUGGUGGCAGUGUGGAAGCGUUAGAUAAAUGGGCAGAGUACUUCUGGGCCCGGUCUAAUAACAUGGAUGCCCUGUUUCAAGAGCCGAGUCUGAAAGGGAUACAUCUUUUGCUCCUGAAGGCAAUGUACGCAUUUCAUGCAAUGAGGGUCAAUGAUGCGUAUCUUUAUCUUGGCCAUGCGGCUCGCACUGUGCUUGCACUGGGACUCAACCAAAGCCAAGUCGUAAAUGGCUGUGGGGAGAAUAUGCAUCGUCUUCGCAUCACCUUCUGGACGGUAUAUUACUACGAGCGCUUAUGUGCAUUCUAUACAGGUCGACCGUCAGGGUUUUCCAAUAACCAUAUUGAUGUCGCGCUGCCUGAAGACCUCACAUUCGCUGGGCCAACACCAGUCGAUAGCAACGUGAAUUACUCCUGCCCUGAGAUCAAUGGCGCUUUUCUACGAGCGAUGUCGCAGAUUGGGAAGUUUAUUGAAGUGAUCUCAAGUAAAGUCUUUUCACUUGCCAAUCUGCAAGGCCUCUACAACAAUAUCCAGGUGGAUGUGACGCUCAACGAGUGCGAAAGGGCUUUGAGCGAGAUUUCGCACAAGCUUCCGCAUUACCUCCAAUUCUACAACCGAAACCGCGUUAUAGGCCAUGGGUGGCAGGAGAUCCAAUGCACACAUCUCGGCCUGGCAUUCCAUCUUAUCAGAAUGAUGAUGCAUCGUCCUGCUCUAGUAUCUUCAACCUUUGAUUCCCAACCCGAGGCGUAUGACGGCACCUCAGACCAGGUUACCUCGAUACAAAGGUCCAUCGAUAUAUCCAUCGAGUCGGCAAAAGAGAUGAUCGAAAUUGCCAGCGUUGCCAUCUUUCAGCGUGUCCGGGAAAUCCGGAAUGAUGCGUCCGUCGCUAACUACAUCGUCUCAGCCUGUGUGACCCUUCUCUACAACGUAACCAGCUCAUCCGUCACUUCGUUGUAUGCGCGAAUGAUCUUUGAGUCCGUUGAACGCGGAAUCAACUGUCUGGAUCAAAUGGAACACCUGGGUCCUACUACCGGGAAAGCGCUGAGUGUGGACCUCAUGAAGUGUGCAAAGGAUGCCCUCGUCCUUUCAGCUAGUAGCGAGGAUCUAGAAGGAGACUUGGUGAAUAGUUUCCCAUGGUUAAACGACAUUUUCACUCCAUCCGAGCCAGAUCAACCUGCAGCGUCCCUCGAUCGCCCCAUAGACUUCUUCCAUGAGCUUCCUGGACCAGCGCAGCAUGAUAUAUCACGCAAUGUCGAUGGAUUCCUUUCGGCAAGUAUUUCUGGCGUCAACCAUACCUACUGGCUGAAUGGGGAAUUUAGUGGAUUGGACUAUUUAAAUCCUCUCGACUAG